AUGAAUAGCAGCAAACAGUCAGCAUCGGGUGUAAAUGAAAUUUGGGAAGAUAUUUCGGAAUUCUUAGACAAAGAACAUUUUGGUAUUACAAAUACACAAUGCUUCUUCACUUCCUUAUCACCGCUUGAUACGGCUAAAAUUAAUCAUCAACACUCUCGUGCUCUUCAAAUUUGUAGUACAGAUUGGACAUUACGUGAUCCACCAAUUGUUCUCAGUUUGCCACCAAUACCAAAAAAACAUAAAAUUAAACAGAAUGAAAUAAUCAAUGAAAAUGAAAUGUUAUGUUAUCAAGCAGAAGAAACAUUUCAAAGCUUUAAUUAUCCAUCAUUUAUUUCAUCAAAACUUGAAACAAUAACACAAAUGCCUAUUUCAUCUUCAAUUUACUCCCAAUCUAUCGAUGGAUUAAUUGAUGCAAAAAUAAACAAUCCUCCUAUCAAUCAAUUAUCUACAACAAUAACAACAAUAACAACAACAACAACAACAACAACAACAUCACCAUCAUCAUCAUCAUCAUCAUCAUCAUCAUCAUCAUCAUCAUCAUCAUGCAAAAUUCAUACAAUGAGCACAUCAUCCAUAUUACAGUUAACAAGAUUACUUAAAAAUAAUUCAUCAAUAAAUGAAAAAGAAGAAGACAUAGAUGGACAACAAUUGUUGAAAAAAAAUUUUUCCAUUUAUGAAUGUAAUCAUCCGGGAUGCUCAAAAAAAUAUAAUAAAAGUUCACAUUUAAAAGCUCAUAUGAGAACACAUAGUGGUGAACGACCAUAUCAUUGUAGUUGGCCAUCAUGCUUAUGGAAAUUUGCACGAAGUGAUGAAUUAACAAGACAUUAUCGAAAGCAUACCGGUGAUCGUCCAUUUAGUUGUACCUUAUGUUGUCGAUCAUUUUCACGUAGCGAUCAUCUUAAUUUGCAUAUGAAACGUCAUUACAGCGGUUAUAAUAUGUUAAAAAGUACGAUGUGCUUUAUAGCCGAAUCAACAAAUCGAGGAGAAUUCAAACAAAGAAACGUUACUAAAGAAAAACAAAUAAAAUACAUUGGGAAUGAUAAAGUUAUUAUGUUGUAA
Messenger RNA from Brugia malayi, 1059 nucleotides. It is a transcript of the gene Bma-klf-3, whose product is annotated as muscle attachment abnormal protein 1, isoform b, putative. The record is from RefSeq and is a predicted model, not a curated record. Gene Ontology annotation, molecular function: DNA-binding transcription factor activity, RNA polymerase II-specific; RNA polymerase II cis-regulatory region sequence-specific DNA binding. NCBI's taxonomy places the organism in Eukaryota, Metazoa, Nematoda, Chromadorea, Rhabditida, Onchocercidae. Gene Ontology annotation, biological process: regulation of transcription by RNA polymerase II. The transcript is spliced from 6 exons. Bases 1 to 1059 code for a protein of 352 amino acids.